GUGCAGUCGUGUUAUCAGCGGGUGGCCAACGUGCCCGUUUGCAGCCGCAGCUCUAGUUAAAUUUUUUUUUUUUUUUUUUUAAAUCAAAAUUUCAAGCGCAAAACACCGUAUAUUAUUAUAUUACAUAAAAAAUAUAAUACAAUAUAUUGUAUAAUAUUCCCAAUUAUAAAUAUAUUUAUAUAUAUAUUAUAUAAAUAAUAUUCCACAGCGGUCUUCUGUCGGUCGGUCGAAAUCGCUGUUAUACUAUUUAAUAUAAUAUAAUAAUAUAAUACUCAGACGUGUGCGUUUUCGAACAGGAGAGGUUCUCGCGCGGCAUACCAUUAUUCCGCACGGGGCCGUUCGUGAUAUUGUAUAAAUGGGGGAGUACAAAUUUAGUGUAAAUUCUAGUUUAAGUUCUAUCGAGUACCAAUCGUCGGUGAACACGUCCGGGCUGCCGUCGUCGUCGUCGUCACAGUCGUAUUUUGCCGACGACAGCCCACAGCAGCUGCAGGACGUCGCCGUCAAACAGCAGAUCUCACCGUCACCGGUCAACGGCGAUCACCAACAGCUGCCCUCUACCAAAGGCACUGUCAAAGAAGAUUCUGUGUUGGCAGCGUUAGGUAGUGGUGGUGAUAAAUCAUCGGGCGGCCCACAAAUGCAGUUACCAUCAUCUUACAACAAUGAAGCUAGUCUUAAUGUGAUAAACUCGUCGACCAACUCGUCUACGUCUAGUCUAUGGUCAGCGUCUGUUGAUGAUACAUUGAUACAUGGGUUAAAUGCGUCUGCGGCUGCAAACAACGCUAAUUUCCCAAAUACUUUGUACAAUACUGGCCUGGGACCUCAUCACCAGCAACAGCAACCACAGCAACAUCAUCAUAGACGUCAAGCAUCUGGCGCCACACACAAUUUCCCUCACAAUCUGUCUAGGCAACUGCAACAGUCAGCUCAUCCGCAGAACCUGUACAUGGCCAGUAAGGGAUACUCUUGGUCACAGUCACAUCAGAACUCGUGGCUUAACUCUAGUCAAAAUCAAAGUGGUAUAGCCGGUUCAUCGUGGAAUCGUGGUCGUUCUGUACCUAAUUUGAAUCCAAUGCAUGCUUUAGCUGGUCGUAAGCCAAAUACUAAUUACAAUCAUCAUCAACAUCAAUCUACUCCUAUGAAUUCAUCAAAAUUUAGACGUAGUACUUCGUAUCCAGGAAAAGGAUUAUUCAAUCAAAAUUCUACAACUUUUGAUAUUAACAACAUCGAUGAGACAGACGUAAUGAGUUAUCAGGAACGAUGCGGAAACGGUACUGGACCUUUGGACAACAUGCGCAACCUUGAACACUAUUUAAACGAUAUUAUGCGUUCUGGUACGGAAAAUCCAGAACACGUGAAAGGUUUCAUCAACUCGAACACUCUACAUUCUCUAGCUCAUAUACACAGUAAAUCGCCCUUCUUUCAAACACUUGAAGAUCAAACGGGAUUGUUAGACGACCCUGGUUCGCAUUUGAUCGAUACAUCCGUGCAAGCUCUGACAUCGCCGUCUCGGUCGUCGCCCCACAGUCAAGGAUCGGAAAGCAGCGAAAGGUUUUCCAGGAAAGUGUUUGUAGGCGGCUUGCCACCGGACAUCGACGAAGAUGAAAUCACAGCUAGUUUCCGCAGAUUCGGUCAACUGGUGGUCGACUGGCCUCACAAAGCUGAGAGCAAGUCUUAUUUUCCGCCAAAAGGAUACGCUUUUCUUUUAUUUCAGGACGAGUCUUCGGUACAGCAAUUGAUCGACGCGUGCAUUCAGGAUGACGACAAAUUAUACUUGUGCGUGUCUUCGCCGACCAUCAAAGACAAACCGGUGCAAAUAAGGCCUUGGCGUCUGUCCGACGCCGAUUUUGUGCUGGACGCGUCCAUGCCGCUAGAUCCUAGGAAAACCGUGUUCGUGGGUGGCGUACCCAGACCGCUGAAAGCCGUCGAAUUGGCUAUGAUCAUGGACAGAUUGUAUGGUGGAGUGUGUUACGCGGGAAUCGAUACCGACCCAGAGCUUAAGUAUCCGAAAGGAGCUGGCCGAGUAGCGUUUAGCAAUCAACAGAGCUAUAUUGCCGCCAUCAGCGCCCGCUUCGUACAGCUCCAGCACGGAGACAUCGACAAGAGAGUCGAAGUAAAACCGUACGUGCUUGACGAUCAGAUGUGCGACGAGUGCCAAGGACAGAGAUGUGGUGGAAAGUUCGCACCAUUCUUUUGCGCCAACGUCACUUGUUUACAAUACUAUUGCGAACUAUGCUGGGCAACGAUCCACUCAAGACCGGGUCGGGAAUUUCACAAGCCGUUAGUUAAAGAAGGAGCAGAACGUCCAAGAACUGUGCCUUUCCGUUGGUCAUAACGUAAGAUUCCGUAACGAGUAGUCACAUUUUAUUAAUCCACUUAUUUGUUUUGUUUUUUUAUUUUAUUUUAUUAUUCUUACGCAUGUUUAUACAAAUGAUAUAAAAAAAAUUUAAUGUUUUUGAAUAGUCUUUUUAAAAUCUGUCGUUUUUUAAUGCGAGAACUGUUUUUUACAAUUUUUUUUAAUCUACCUUUAUUACACAAUUAAGCCUCUACUGACUUAGGGAAAUUGACGGUUUUUUUUUUAUUGUAAUUAUUCUUUAGGACUAUUUAAAUAAUUCAGGGUAAACACAAUGGAUAGGGCUCUUUACACCGAGCAAAAACGAAUUGUAUUAGUACUACAAACGAAUUGUAUUAGUACUACACAAACCUUCCAAAGAACUUAGAUUUUGUUUCAUUAGAACUAUUUUUCAUUUUAUUUUUAUUGUUUUUCAACUGUUGGUUUUUCUCUUUAUACUUAGAUAAUAUGCAACUUCCAAAAAGAUUUUUUUUGUUUAAUGACCUAACUUAAGAAUUUGUUUUUAUUUUAUUUUAAAGUUUAUUAUUUUUAGACAAAUUGUUUCGACUACUGCCACCUUUUUAUCAUAAAAUUUUUAUAGAUAUUGUUUUAAUUUUGUUUUUUUGUUUUGAUAAAAUGGUUUUUUUAUAUACACAUUUAAUAUAUAUAUAAAAUAUAUAUAUGUAUAUAUAAAUAUAUACAUAUUUAUAUAUAAAAUAUAUAAAUAAAUUAAAUAUUGACAUUAUUAAUUUGCAAGUUAAAUCAGUUUGGUAUGUAAACCUUUAUUUUCCCAUGAUUUUGUUCUUAAUAUUAUCUUAUUAUUAAUUAUUUAUAUUUUUGGGGGCAAUAUUGUAUAGAAUAAACAAUAUAUCUAAUUGAUAUUGCGGACGUGGACCACAGGUGUUACCUAUAGCAAUCGAAACUCUUUAAUAAAUAAAUUAAUUAUCAAUGUGCAAUGUUUCGUAAAUUAAAUGUAUGCAUGCAUCCAUGCAAACAAUAGGUGUGCCCUUUUCCUGGUUUUUCGCCUAAGUUUUAAAUUACAAUAUGAAAUAAAAAGAAUACGAUAUUAAAUAUAUUUUUCUACUUCUUUUUUAUAUUUUUUAGGCAGCUUCGUUACGUCUUAGCCUAGUUACCAAUUCUAAAACGUUAAAAGUUAAAAAUAAGAAGAAAAAAAUACUUGAAAUUACACAAAACUGAAAACUGGUGUUUUCUCAUCAAAAUUUGUAUUACCUUUUUUUAAGUAAAAAAAAAAUGAAUAACGUUUGUUGAAUGUUAUUUAGUUUCAAAAGUUUUUAAUGUUUCGUUAUUUGUUUUUUGAUAUUGAUAGUAUUUAGUUUUUAAAAACCUACCUUUAUUUUUUAUAAUAAUUCUCUAUAUUUUUAAUAUACUCUACUAUACCCUUAGGAACCCGAUCAUUUUUAUAAAAUACCUCAAUUUUUGAGGCAUGCUUAACGCAGGACUUCUGCCCCUCUACCCCUCAUUUUUCCACUGAAAUUGACAAUGUUCCUGGAGUUUUAAAUUAUCAGUCAAAAAAAAAUGUAUCAAAUGUAAUGUUAUUGGUUUUAACAAAAUGUCUAUGAAUUACCAACAUUUUUCAAUUGGUCGGUAGCAUAUUGUAUUACACAUUAUUAGAUUGAAAUAUCGUUAAAGUCCUUUGGUCACUGCUGAAUUAUUUCCAGUUACAUCCAAAAUGAUAAGUAUCAUUUGCACAUAAUUGUCUCGUGCUAUUCAUUAUUCAUACGUUACAUUAGCAUCGAAUUUCAGGUAAACAAAUCAUAUCAGUAAUUAUUGAUGUUUAGAGAACAAUUUAUACAAACAUUUAAGGACAUUCACCCUAUAACAUUUGACAUCAGUGCUACCGAUGCAACCGAUAUAUACAGCAAUAUUAAAGUAUUAACAAUUAUUUGGCCCUCCUUUUCCUUUAUCUCGUACCUCAGUUUUCAUUGUCAUUCGAUUUGGUAACGUUAAGCUGAGAAGAUAAAAUCAAAAAACAAGCAAUUUAAUUACAUUGUACUUAAGUUAAAAUAUAAACUAUACAUUUUUCAAUAAAAAUAAAAAAAGAUAAUAAAUAAUAAAAUAAUUAUACAUUUUUAAGAAUGGUGAUUUAUACUAUAAUAAUAGAUGAUACUGCGUUUUCUUGCACUUGAUUUAGAGAGUAAUGAUAAAUUUCACUAUGUACAUAAAAAAACAAAAUAAUUAUGGUUUAGGCAAAUUGUUGUUUUCUUUUUUGGGGGAAAAAUUUAGUGUAAUUUUUAUCAUGAAUCGAUAAGUUUUUUAAUCGCACCUAAAAUAUAUAAAAUAUUUAUAGCGAAUUUUUUCAUUAUAUACAUUAGGUUAUUGAUAAUAUGUAAAAAAAAAAAAACCAAAAAAAAUAAUUUUUAAAAUAUUUUGGCAGUCAGAUUUUACUAGUUUCUAGUCAAAUUAUCAUUAGCCCAUUAUGUUCCUAAGCACAGGAGCCAUAUUUAAUAAUACAAAUAUUAAAAGUAGAUAAUUUUUUUUCUUUUCUAUUGCUCAUUACUAUAACAGUUAAACAAUUUCAACAGUACACAUUUUCAAAAGAGAUUUUCCACUUUUAAAUUAAUAAUUUUACUUUUUAUGCUGACAACUGAUAUUUUAUAUAUUAUUAAAAUUAAAAUUACAAAUAUUAUUCAAAAUUAGACUUAGUUAUUUUAAAAUAACAAAAAUAAAUAAAUAGUUGUAUUUUUUUUAAAACUUUUUUGUCUAUUAAAUGCUAAGUAAAAAAAAGCAUUACUUUAAGUGUUCAUCGGUGUUUAUAUAAUAAUGUCUGUUUGUCAUUUAGUGUUUUGGCUUGUGUGGUUUUUGCGGUAGGGAAAUAAUUUAAUUUUUCAUUAAAAAUAAAACAAUCUUUUAUAAUUUUAUUACAAAUUUUAAUAUUAUGUAAUUACUUGUUUUUAUUUCGCUGGCCAUUCUGACAUACAUGUAUGGCUGUGAUACAGUAUUUUGUACAUCUUUUAUUUUUUAACUGCAUAAUGCUCGUUUAAUUGAAUUGUUGACUCGUUUUUCUUUUCUUUUGCUCUUUUAUGAGAUAAAAAUGGCUAUAUAUAUUUUUCUUUUCUUUUUUUUUUUCAUGUAAAUUUAUAAUAAUUACUAUAACUUGUCCGGUUUUCUGUAAGGGUCGGUUACCACUUAAUAUAUUUCGUUUUUUUUAUUUCUUAAUAGUGCAAUUACUUCUCUGUGUAAAUAAGUUGUUUUGUUUUCCCCAUAAUUUUUUUAAUUGAUUAAUAAUCCUAGGUUUUAUUAUUCUCGUUCCUCUUACAGUUCGAAUGAUAAUAAUAAUAAUAAUAACAACAAUUAUAAUAAUAAUAAUAAUAAUAAUAAUAAUAAUAAUAACAAUUUAAAUUUAUAUCUACUCAUUUUUUUUAUUUCCUGUGGCUCAAUAUUUUCUUCCAUACAGAUGUUCUAUCAAAUAGGCUAUUUGCUACAAGCCAAGCACAUAUUUAAUUAAAAGGUUACAAAGUCUUAAAACAUAGGUUAUCCCACUUUUAAUUCACCAUCAAUUAUAUUAUAUUGCAAUGGAAUGAUAAUCAUUCUCUGAGUUUAUAUUUUAGUUUUUGUUAUUUGAUUAUUAUUAUUAGUAUUAUUACUAUUACUGUUUUUUUUUUCAAAACAUCAAUUUUAAUAAUAACCAUUUAUGUUAUUUAUUUUAUAAACUGUUUGACAAACUUUAGUAAAAUUUAUUGUAUAAUUUGUUUAACUAAUAUUUUACCACAAUUUGUUAUAAACGACGAUUACCAUUUUGCUGUUGUUGUAGGAUCUAUAAGCUAAUAAUUAUUGUGUUUUUUUGAACGGAUAUUUUAUUUCUGUAUAAUCCAAAUACAAACAUGCAUUCAGAAAUUUGUUAUUUUAUUUUUUCUUUUAUAUUUAAAUAGGCAGGACUGUGAUAUGAUCAAUAAGAAUGAUUGUAAAAACAGAUACCUAUAUGUUUGGUUUGUUUAUUUUUUUUUCUUUAUGGUCUAAUUAAUUUUGUAACACAUUUUUAAAUAAUGUCGAUCGUAUUGAUCUCUUGUCCAGAAAAAUAAAAAAAAGUAACUUACAUCUUGUUAAAAAUAAAAAAAUAAAAAAAAUGUUAUAUUGUUUUUGGUUUUUAUUCUAUUAGUUGGUUUUUUUUAUUUACCUGGGAUUUUUAUUUAUUAUUUUAUUCAUUAUAUUAUUAUAUUUUUUUUUCUACAUAACUUUUAUCUAGCGUUUUUUUUGUUUGUUUUAUUAAUUUAUUUUAUUUAUUAAUUAUUUUUUUUUUGUAUGUCAUAUAAAAUGCAUAUUUUAAUUUCAAAGACACAAAUUAUAAUAUCAUAUUGCCAGCUGGAAGGGAAAGUGAGACUUGAGUUCAAUAAUUUUGCUUUUUGUUAACUUUAUAUUUUUAAAAAAAAUUAUAAUAAACGUAAUUACCUAAUUAUUUACUAUAUAGAGAUGGAAAAUAAAUGAUAAAAUAUUCUUUUGUAGUAUACCUAGUUUAGAUAAAUGCUAAAAAAAAAAAAAACUAGCCUAUGCUAAAUAUAUUAUUUGUGUGCAUUUUUUUUCAUCACUCCUAUUUUUUAUGAAUUUUGUACGUUUUUCUAAUAUAUAUUUUUUUUUGUAUACUACGUAUUUUUUAAAUGUAGUAAUGUUGGACAAAUCCAUUAUAAAAGAUAAAAAAUUUUUUUUUUACCCAAAUACCAUAAAUUUAAAUUGUUCUUAAAGAAAAAAAUUAUUGUAAUGUCAAAUAAAAUAUUUGUCUGUCUUUAUUAUUUCAUUUUAAUAAUAUAUAUAUUAUAUAAUAUCAUGUAUAACACACAGUGUCCAACUUGCUUUUCCCGGUAACUUGCCCCGAUAUUUCGAUUGGGUCAAUUUAUUAUGGUUUUGUUUUUGUUUUUAUUUUUAUUUUUUGUUUUGUUUUGUAAAAUCAUUAUAAUAAUGUAUAUCCAUAUAAUAAAAAAAAAAUUACAAUAUUA
This is a messenger RNA of Metopolophium dirhodum (rose-grain aphid), 7278 nucleotides long. RefSeq names its product cytoplasmic polyadenylation element-binding protein 2-like. Gene Ontology annotation, molecular function: mRNA 3'-UTR binding; ribosome binding; translation factor activity, RNA binding. Bases 356 to 2332 code for a protein of 658 amino acids. Gene Ontology annotation, biological process: negative regulation of cytoplasmic translation. Gene Ontology annotation, cellular component: synapse; cytoplasm; nucleus. The record is from RefSeq and is a predicted model, not a curated record. NCBI's taxonomy places the organism in Eukaryota, Metazoa, Arthropoda, Insecta, Hemiptera, Aphididae. The transcript has 10 exons.